Messenger RNA from Physcomitrium patens, 2197 nucleotides. The record is from RefSeq and is a predicted model, not a curated record. Lineage: Eukaryota; Viridiplantae; Streptophyta; Bryopsida; Funariales; Funariaceae.
CUGAAACUUGGAUGCCUAUAAAACCGAAAGAGGUUCGUAUUACCUUUUUGCCGCAUGGCAGAGCUGCCGGGUAGUUAUCUGACUAACUCGAGGAGGGUUGGUUAUAGACGAGUCUGUUGAAUUGGGACUCUCUAUCAGACAUAGCUAACCUUCCCUCUCUCCAGACUUACAACCCCUCAGCUCACGUGGUUUUGUGUGGCUCGCCGGAAGCUUAGGAACGCUGCUGUUUUGAACCCAGGUGAUAUCUACUUCUUUGCUGACGAGGUCUUCUGCCUGAUUUGCAGAGCAUCAUCACUAGGCAGGCACGAUUCAAACUUCAGAGGAGAAAUAGUAUGGUCGAUUGUGGGAAACAUUGAUCUCUGAGUGACACCCAGUUUAGGUCACCGAGGACUAUGGCUAUACAAGAGAUUGAUGGAUUGCCUGCAGUUAUAUACUUUAUGUGUGAGGUCGUCCAGUGCUGGACAUAAAUAAGCGUAAUCAAGCAUUUUUCAGAGUUUGUAGACUGUGGGAAGGCCAUGGAGAAUCAAAGUUUAAACUGGAGUUCAGUCGGACUGGAGGUUCCCAAGGUUGAAAAGCAACUGCAGAGGAUGAAUUUCGAUAUUCCUGUGCGCCACAUCCAACAUUUAGAUCCUCUAAGCAGCCCUGAAUCAGUGAGAAUGGAGGAAUGCCAACUCAAAGCUGUGGACGACGAGGAGCAGCCCCUCCUCCGGUUGAGGCAAUCGAAAGCGAGUGCCAUACAAAACCCCAAGGUGGUAGAAGGAUGCGCGCGUAUUCAACGUGUGCCAAGGCUAGCCCUACCACAAAAAAGUCCAGAAAACACCCCACUAACCAUUUCACAAACUAUACCACAGAAGAAGAGGUCUCGCUCUCUAACAGGAUUGGUAGCAAGCAAUGACUUCUUCAUUCCCUUCCCCCUCACUCCCUCAAGCGUCUACCUGCAGCAAUCAUGUCCAGGAAGAGAAACGACUAAGCACCAGACUCCUAGGAUGUCACAAACUCCUAGGAACAUGUAUCAGACUGCGGGAACUCCUAGGACUCCCAGGAAGGAAGUACUAGCCGACAGCUUACGAGGACAAUUCACACCUCGCACUGCUAGGGGAACUUGGGCGGGUGGAUUUUUGGAGAGAGCUAUCAGAGUGAAGGAAAGAUAUACCGGCAAUCGGUUGCAGAGGCCGCUGGCUUAUCAUCAAAAUGCUCCAAAUACCGCAAAUGGUAGAGCUGCUUCUGACUUGGAAAAGAAACUAGAAGAACAGGGCAUUACUCCUGUAUUUUGCCCAGAGCCAAGAUUUGAGGUUAAGCGGUUUGGUAAUUUGGCAUGUUUGAUUUCGGAUCUUCGCUUGUUUCUGACACGUCCUGUCCCACAAGGUUAUGGACCAAUUGAAUGCCACAUACGCCGUCAUAUUCACGCCAAAUGGUUGACUCCAAGCAGCUACAGGUUGUAUCUCUCUGAUGGAGAUCGGUUUUUGCUAUCUUCAAAGAAAAGAAAGAAGGCCAAGACAAACUACACUAUCUCUCUGGAUGAAAAUGACAUUUCGAAACAAUCUGGAAACUAUUUUGGCAAGCUUCGCUCCAAUUUCGUUGGCUCUGAGUACUGGUUUUAUGACAAAGGGAGUCCUCCAGUUCAAGUCACAGGUGUUUGUGGGACUAUGCGGCUUCCGACCACAAAGAACAGAGUGGAGAUGGGUGCCGUCAAAUAUAACGUAAAUGUCCUUGGGAUAGGAGGACCGCGCAAGAUGACUGCGAUCAUACCGUCACUGCAGGAGGAUGGCAAACCUUAUGUGUUUCAUGCAGCUGCUGAUGGUGGACCAGUUCUAAUGGACGAUCACAAAAGUGGUCAUCACCGAGACAAGAUGAUUGUUAUGCACAACAAACAACCACAUUUUAAUAAACAGCUUGCAGCAUAUUGCCUCAAUUUCAAUGGCCGAGUAACAAAACCAUCUGUCAAAAACUUUCAGUUAGUUCCAGACUUGGACAAAGAGACUGUAAUCCUUCAAUUCGGAAAGAGUGGAAGAAAUCUCUUCACAAUGGACUAUCAACAUCCCAUGUCGGCCUUACAAGCAUUUUCGAUUUGUCUCUCAAGCUUGGACCCGAAACUAGCGUGCGAAUAACCAGACGCGCAGCAGCCAUACUUUGUUCAUGUAAGCAAAGAUUGCACCUUUGUGAAGCACGUCAAGUUCUGGAUAAUUUUCUUCAAUCU